This is a messenger RNA of Thalassophryne amazonica, 1287 nucleotides long. RefSeq names its product cell division cycle protein 20 homolog B-like. Gene Ontology annotation, biological process: positive regulation of ubiquitin protein ligase activity; positive regulation of anaphase-promoting complex-dependent catabolic process; anaphase-promoting complex-dependent catabolic process. The coding region runs from base 1 to 1287 and encodes 428 amino acids. Gene Ontology annotation, molecular function: ubiquitin ligase activator activity; anaphase-promoting complex binding; protein binding. NCBI's taxonomy places the organism in Eukaryota, Metazoa, Chordata, Actinopteri, Batrachoidiformes, Batrachoididae. The transcript is spliced from 9 exons. The record is from RefSeq and is a predicted model, not a curated record. Gene Ontology annotation, cellular component: anaphase-promoting complex.
AUGAUCACACAAAGGGACGUGCACCAUGUGACUUACACACGCUUUAGGAGGCGGAUCCGCAGGCGGGGCAGCAGCCAGGGACCGGCUGCGAGCACUCCUCUGUCCACCUGGGGGCAGUGUGAGACAGGUUUUGAAUUUGACACGGUCUGUCAGAGGCUGGAUUUGGAUUCUCCAUCAAAACGUCAAGAAACCAUCCUGAGGCCCAGCCAGGAGAAAAUACAAGGUCAUAUUUUAAAACACGAGCACAGAAUUCACAACAGUUAUUCAAGCACUAAAGAUAACUCAAAUGAUCGAGAGCCAUUUGCUGUCCUGAACAAAUCUUCAUCAAGUCAACACGGCAGGUCCGUGAUGAAGCUAGCUGCACCAGCACUGCUGAAUGACUACUAUGCGAAUCUUCUCGACUGCAGUUGUAAUGGUAUGAUUGCAUUAGCUCUGGGUUCUUCUGUUUACCUUUGGAGUUCAGAAACACACACUCUUGCAGGACAAAUAUACCCACAUCUGUCCAAGACGCAAUUGGGCCGGCCAUAUCCUCACAGUCAGACAAUCUCGUCUCUCUGCUGGUGCAGAGAUGGCACAGCGCUCUGUAUUGGGACGAGACAAGGGGAGAUACAGUUGUGGGAUGUGGAACACAAGCGAAAUAUGAGGUGUCUGCCAUCACAUAUGUCUGUGGUCAGAGUGCUUUCUUGGAAACAGCAGUUACUCAGCAGUGGUUCUAUACUUGGGCGUAUCCAUCACCAUGAUCCACGAGCUCCAGCACAUCUUGUAGGCACGGCUGUCCAGCAAGGGGCACUGUGCAGCUUGCAGUGGUCGCCAGGAGAUGACCAGCUGGCCAGCGGUUCCACAGAUGGUGUCCUUUAUAUAUGGGAUAGUGAUAUCACAGGGCUGUCGAGGUCACGGCAGCCACUCACUACAAUGGAACAGCCCAGUGCUGUAAAGGCAAUAGGAUGGUGUCCGUGGCAAACAAAGAUGAUCGCCACAGGAGGGGGAUGGAGAGACGGACAGUUGAGAAUCUGGGACACGGAGUCAGGGACUUGUGUAGCGUCUGUCAACACAAACUCACAGAUCUGUUCCCUAAAGUGGGCGGAAUCCAAGAGAUGUUUGGUCACAGGUCAUGGCCUCCCUCAUCACUAUGUCUCCUGCUGGGUGGUUCAGACUGAUGGUUCUCUCAGCCUAAACUAUCAGCUGUCAGGUCAUUUGAAUCGAGUUCUGCAUGUGGACUUAAAUCCAGGUUGCACUCAGAUUUUCUCUGCAGGAGCUGACCAGAGCCUUCACAUCUGGGACAUGUAA